Molecule: messenger RNA, 811 nt
Organism: Rhopalosiphum maidis (corn leaf aphid)
Lineage: Eukaryota; Metazoa; Arthropoda; Insecta; Hemiptera; Aphididae
Gene: ATPsynO
Product: ATP synthase subunit O, mitochondrial
Exons: 6
Coding region: 107-733 (208 amino acids)
Biological process (GO): proton motive force-driven mitochondrial ATP synthesis
Molecular function (GO): proton-transporting ATP synthase activity, rotational mechanism
Source: RefSeq, a predicted model, not a curated record
AUGAGUUUACCUUUACUUUAGGUAGUUUGACCUUUCUUUAAAAUCUUAACUUGUGCACUUGUAUAAGUUAUACUUUGAGUAAAACAUUUAAAGUAUAAAUUACAAAAUGGCAUCCACGAAAUUCACAACAGUCGUGAGGUCGUUAAGCUCAACCUCAUCCCAAGGAAUGGUCAAACCCCCAAUCAAAGUAUUUGGUAUUGAAGGGCGUUAUGCCACUGCUUUGUUUUCUGCCGGUACCAAACAGAAUCAAUUGGAAUCGAUUGAAAAGGAUUUAAUCAAAUUUCAGACUGCAUUGAAAUCAGAUAAAGUCCUUAAGGAAUUUGUUGAUAACCCAAUUAACAAAAGGUCAUUAAAGGCUAGCACUUUACAAUUGGCUGCAAAGAAACUUGCUCUUUCACCUCCGUCAUCCAAUUUUUUGAGUAUGUUGGCUGAAAAUGGAAGAUUACAAAAAUUAAAUUCAAUCAUUAACAGUUUCAAAAUUAUCAUGGCUGCACACCGAGGAGACCUGCCAUGUGUUGUAACAACUGCUAAGCCUUUGGAUUCAGCUGAACAACAAGAACUUAAAAAGACAUUGCAAGCAUUUUCGAAAAAAGGAGAGACAAUUAAGUUAGAAUUAAAAGUUGAUCCUUCACUUAUUGGUGGAAUGAUAGUCAGCAUUGGUGACAAAUAUGUCGAUAUGAGUGUUGCUACAAAAAUUAAGAAAUAUACCGAAAUCAUCCAGAAUGCUGUUUAAGUUUAAAUACAAUAUUUAGUCAGAUUAAAAAAUGGAAUAUUUUAGUGUGUAAUAAUUAUUAUAAAACAACUAUGUAAA